Oreochromis aureus is the source of this 1342-nucleotide messenger RNA. RefSeq lists its product as uncharacterized. The record is from RefSeq and is a predicted model, not a curated record. NCBI's taxonomy places the organism in Eukaryota, Metazoa, Chordata, Actinopteri, Cichliformes, Cichlidae. The transcript has 6 exons. The coding region runs from base 372 to 1037 and encodes 221 amino acids.
GAACUUGACCCCACAGCGGGCCGUUAGCUGCGGUUAAUCCAGACAGAGCGUGACUUUAACGGCGGUUUGGCCUCACCGUUUAGCGGCUGAGCUGUGAGACAAACACCAGAGGAGCGGGGGUCAGGUGCUGCUCACCUCACCUGAGCUCACCUGAAACCUGAGUGUGGAGAGGAAUUAGCUGAUCUGUAAAAACUAAACUUUGCAAAACUAAUGCUAACAGCGGCUAGCGCUUAAUUAGCACGAGUUAGCGUUAGCAAGCGGAAGUGACCUUACAGUUAGUAACAGGUGUUUCUCUUUUAGGCCGUCAGAUUCUCUCGUUAGCACGUUCAGAUACAGGCGGCAGGUGGACAGGGUCCGGCAUCGAGAGGCGGAUGGAGUCGUCAGAGCCAGGCUCGUUUCGCCCCAGAGGAACAUCCACGGUGUCCCUGCACGAGCGCUUCUCCAGAGUCCUGGUGGAACAGCAGACCUGCUCCAGGUUGCAUCAGAGAGCAUCCGCUCCCACGCCCGUGGUCCUGCUGAUGAAGUCGGCUCCGUUAUCGGUGCUUCUUCCACAGGCUGCCGGGGGCUCUGAGAGGGCGGAGCAUCGUCACCUGAGGAAGAAGAGGAGCGUCUGGACUCGACUCGGCUGGCAGCGGGUGAAUCGCCGCCCAUCGGCCUCCGUGCAUUCAGGCUUCUGGAGCUUCAUGAACAAAUACAGGUGGAGAGCGCAGGUCACCUCCAGCUGCAGGCGAGCAGGAGGUCUGCGCGGUCGACUCGGGAGGCGGAGCCAGCUGAGACCGCUGACCUCAGGACGAAGAUGGUGUGGGGUAAAGCUGCGGAUAGGCGGGGCCACCGCUUCAAAAGGGCGUGACCGCAGCAGAAAGGCGGUACCAACGAAGAAGCAGCUGGACGCCGAGCUGGACGACUACAUGUCCAUGUCCCGGAGCCGACUGGACAAACAGCUGGACGACUACAUGUCCAUGUCCCGGAGCCGAUUGGACGCCGAGCUGGACGAGUACAUGUCGAUGGCGGGACAGCCGCAGCCGCUGUGGGACUGAAACUGUGAGGGGCGGGACCAAAGGUUUGUUCUUACUUUGGAACCACCUCUCCAGGUGUACACGAGUUUUAUUUGGUGACUGAAGGCCGCAGCUCUCAGGCUGCUGAUUGGCUCCUGCUCUCAGGCGCAUUUCUUUGUUUGUUUUCAAACCAGAGCGUUCUGUUUUCUGUUGGUUUGUAUGUGUCCCUGAAGUGGUCGUGUGUCUUUCACUGACCCUCUGUGUUUUGGAAUUUUUAAUGGGUUGUUUGUAAUUUUUGUAAGUUUUUGUUCCCAACAUUUAAAAGAAUAAAAGACGUUCGCCGCUGA